GGGAAAUCGCCGAACUCUUCAACAGGCGAUCUGUAUUGGCUACGAUGCCUUGCUAUCAGCCACUGGCGACCCCCUGGCUAUGCUGAGGAAGAGCUUAGGCCAAUCCUUGAUGAACCGUUUAUACCGCUCCUUCACACCCAGCGAUUGAUAAAGGCAUUGAAUAG
Messenger RNA from Kickxella alabastrina, 164 nucleotides. RefSeq lists its product as uncharacterized. The transcript has a single exon. The annotation marks the transcript as partial. The record is from RefSeq and is a predicted model, not a curated record. NCBI's taxonomy places the organism in Eukaryota, Fungi, Kickxellomycota, Kickxellomycetes, Kickxellales, Kickxellaceae.